UAAGAGGCAUCCAGCUUCACAGCAUCCCUGGUCUAUAUCCCCGGAGGGCCCGUCUUCUCUUUCCUGGGACCUGUGGAACUAUAGAUGAGCCCGAGGAGUUGUUGUUGUUGUUGUUGUUGGCUGCGAUUUUCUUCAAUCGCAACACUGACUUCGUGGUUUGGCUGGAACUACAAACUGCCUCUGCUGCAGAGAACGCAGAUCUUCCCGAAUAGCUUUGCAUCGGGAGAAAGGAUUAUCUUUGGCCUCCCGAUAUGUUCUUCAGACGUUUUAAAAAAACCCUCCCACAUUCCACACCUGACUCGGUUAUAAAAGUCACAGCAUGCUCCUGGGGUGUUUUUUUUUUUUUUUUUUUUAACAAAGUACUGUUUGUCUUUUUGUUUGUCUCUCUCGCCCCCCCCCCUCCCCGCGCCUUUCCUGCCUUCUUAUUUCUUGAAGUGCCUGAGGUGCACAUUUGCGCGCACCGAGAUCUGUGCUUCAACAAAGGAGGGGAGGCGGAAAAGAGGGGUUAAAAAGCUGCUUCUGUAUAUUUCAGAUUUCUCGCCUCUGCGUAGCGUUCUUGGGCUGCUUCUUUCCGCCCAGAUGACAGAUUAUUUUGUCCUUUUUUUGCGGCAGCGAUUUAAAUUCAUCCUGCAAAUACUCCCUCCCCUCUGUAGAGAGAAGAACGUUACUUAUCCUGACUGUUGGUUUAGGAUGAGGGCCGUACUAACGGAAGGACAGCCGUGCUUGCUGGUGAAAAGGAUGCUAUGAUUUUAGAAGACGAAUACGGAAGAAUUAUUUGUUCCUUUUAAAAAAAAAACAUGCCUCCUUAAAUAAGGUUAAAAAUGAUUUUUGAGGUACAGUCCUUUGGAGGAGAUGAGGACAAUUGCCCUUUUUGUUUGAUCCUGGCCAAGCUUACUCUGCACUCCAAUUCUUAUGAUUUAAAUGGGAAUUGGUUACCCAUAAGUAUGAUUAAGUUUUCAAGUUUCAGAGACUCUGAAGGUCAUGCGGUAACCUUUUUUUAAGAAAAAAAUAAUUGGUGACAUUUUUGACCCCUUUCAAUUAGACUGAGCCAGGUGCCAAUGUAAUUGGUCACUCAGCAGUGCUCUAGAGCUAAUAUAAGAUAUGAACUUUCAAGGUAAUAGGAAGAUUUAGGUUUUUUUGCUAUUAAGAGAAAUAUUUUCAAGCUAUGUAAUCAUGUGUUCAGCAGUAACCAGAAGAGUUUGGGUACCUUGAGGCUUGGAUGUUCCAGAGCUGUCAUUAAAUGAUUGCAUUAGUAUCUGACUAAAGAACAGUUCCAAAAUAGCAGUUCCACUCAUAAGAGAUACAUGACACCUUCCCAUUUAUUUAUUUAUUUAUUUAAAAAUCCUCUUUCAUUUCAACGAUUGUUUUCAUUGCUAGACAAUGGAUCGAUGCAUCCUCUGUUCUUCCUUGGCAAUUUUGAAAAUGUCUUAAAGAAAAGUUGCAACAUGUUCUUCCUUGCUCAGAUUUAUUUUUUCCUGCUUUCUUGAGAUGUGAUCUUCAUGUUAAUAGCUUUUGACUCUUUCAUUUAUGGAUUAUGUAGAAGAAAGUCUGGGAUCUUUUGUGUAACCUUUAUUUUCUUUUAGAGCAGGGAUAGCAAUGCUUCCGUGUAGGAGUUGUCUGCUACCUGCUCCACAGAUACUGUGAGAGAGCUUGAGUUCCUUUGACUUCCCAUUCUCAGCCUCCUCAUGCCUCCUUCUCCACUAGACGACAGGGUUGUAGUGGCACUCUCCAGGCCUGUAAGACCUCAGGAUCUCAAUCUUUGCUUAGAUUCCAGCUACAUUGAAUCUGCUUCCUCUGCCAGUGAAAACCCUGUGAGUCUCCUAAGCACGGCUGUUGUGUCCAUCAAGGCUGCUAAUCUGACGUAUAUGCCCUCAUCCAACGGCUCUGCCCGCUCCUUGAGUUGUGGAUGCAGCAGUGCCAGUUGUUGCACUGUGGCAACAUACGACAAGGACAAUCAGGCCCAAACCCAAGCCAGCACCAGCAGCAUCUCUGCCAGCAUAGGAACCUUGACGACUUGCUCAGCAAACCAAAUGGUCAACAACAAUGAGAACUCUAGUCCUUUGAGUCCAACCGGUGGUGUGGGGAGUCCAGUCUCAGGUCCAACAAAGCAACUGGCAAGCAUCAAAACCAUCCAUCCCAAUGACUUGGCAAAAAAGAUGACCAAAUGCAACAAAAGCCACCAAGGCCCAGUCAUCAUUGAUUGCCGGCCUUUCAUGGAGUACAACAAAAGCCACAUCCAAGGGGCUGUUCACAUCAAUUGCUCCGAUAAGAUUAGUAGGAGAAGGCUUCAGCAGGGCAAGAUCACUGUCUUGGACUUGAUCUCUUGCAGAGAAGGCAAAGACUCCUUUAAAAGAAUCUUUUCCAAAGAAAUAGUUGUUUAUGAUGAAAAUACUAAUGAGCCAAGCAGAGUAAUGCCUUCGCAGCCAUUGCACAUAGUGCUGGACUCUCUCAAGAGGGAAGGCAAGGAACCACUGGUUCUCAAAGGUGGACUCAGCAGUUUUAAGCAGAACCACGAAAACCUCUGUGAUAAUUCCCUCCAACUUCAGGAGUGUCCUGAAAGCGGAGGUGGAGGUGCCGCAGUAACCUGUACACUACCUCAGUCCAUUGCUACCACUCCAGACAUUGAGAAUGCCGAGCUCACCCCCAUCUUGCCCUUCCUCUUUCUUGGCAAUGAACAUGAUGCUCAGGACUUGGAGAAGAUCCAGAGGUUGAACAUCGGCUACGUAAUCAACGUCACCACUCACCUCCCUCUCUACCAUUAUGAGAAAGGCUUGUUCAGCUACAAACGUCUCCCUGCCACGGAUAGCAACAAGCAGAACCUCAGACAGUAUUUCGAAGAGGCUUUUGAAUUCAUUGAGGAAGCUCAUCAAUGCGGGAAGGGUCUUCUUAUCCACUGCCAGGCUGGGGUGUCUCGUUCCGCCACCAUUGUCAUUGCAUACCUUAUGAAGCACACAAGGAUGACUAUGACAGAUGCCUAUAAGUUUGUCAAAGGCAAGCGACCAAUCAUUUCUCCCAAUCUUAAUUUCAUGGGGCAGUUAUUGGAGUUUGAAGAAGAUCUGAACAAUGGAGUCACACCACGAAUUCUAACGCCAAAGCUGAUUGGGGUUGAGACUGUUGUGUGACAUCAAAGAACCACAGGACAGGGUUUUUUUUUCCUAAACUUUCUGCAAACUGGGAAGCGUGGGUGAUUCUUUUCUUUUCAGCUUUACUAGGGAAAGCUUUUUUUAAAAAACAACAACUUCUUUUUUGAAAGUCGUCACAGAUUUUGCGCAGAAUGCCAUUGCAAAUCAAUUCUCAAAGGAAUGGAGGAAGGAGAAAGGCUUAAAAAGAAACCAGCUUUUAAAAAUGGAUGUUUAGGAGAAAAAAAAAACCCUCCCUGGAUAUUAUUUAGGGUUUUUGUUUUUUGAGGGGGUGGGUGGUUCAGCUACUUGUAGAGAUUAUGACUAAGUAGUCUGUGCAGGUUCAUAGACUGAGAACAGCUAUAUUAUUUUUUAAAAAAAUAAUGACACAACCAGCCAAAAUAAUAGCAAAAAGACUAGAUCCACAGGCCUUGAGUUUGCAAAGACUUUACUAAAGAAAACCUAAUGAAAAUGCUUGCUGGUGCAAAGAUGAUCAGAGCAGCUUAAAUUAUUUGCAAAUCACAUCUCACCCUUCUGGCUAGAGAACACAUUUUUAUUUCCUCUUGCGUUUCAUCUUCUGGUACUAUUUUUCUAUUUGGGUUGUGGGUAGGAGGGGUAGGACAUUAAACACCAAGGGACUUGACCAUUUUAUGCCAUAUGCCUUUAUUGGCUUCUUGUGCAAUAAUAGUUUUUGGAGAUGGAAAGUAUUUUUAUUUUGAGUGUUCAAACCAAUUAUUGCAGGCUACACAGUAAUAAUACUAUUUUUUUAAGAAAUAGUGCAAAGAUUACUGGCUUGAUAUAGAAGCAGGAAUACAACAAAAGCAAUUAUUCCCCCCUCCCCCUUUUCUGGUUCUAGUAAUGGUGCCAUAAACCUUGUUACAUAUGUAUAUCAGAAUGUACAAAGAUUAAGAAUAAGCAAAGUUUAUUUAAAAUAUUUUUUCGCACAAAAUACUGGCGUGUUUCUGUUUAUGUAAAGAAAAAUAUUGAUUAUAAAAUGAAGUGUUUUAGAAUUGUGAGCGUGUGUGUGUCCUUUUUAUUAUUUCCUUCAUAAAAUCACUUAGCUAGUUUAGCUUUCAACUUGUAACAGGUAUGGAAGAGCAUGGGACUGCAUGUAUUUUGCCCAGAUAACUUAUCCAUGAUGUAUCAGGUGGCUCCUAUCUCACUUAUAGCAGCUUUGAUCAGACACAACAAUCUAGUCCUAGUUUAUACGUGGUAUAUUGAACUAAAAUAGUAGCCUCCAUACUGCUUUCUCUUUUCAACACUUUCUCAAUUCCAUAUUUCUGGACUGAUCUGAGAUACCCUCAGAUGUAUUCACAAAAAAGAAGAAAUGAAGCCAGGAGGGAAGGCCUGUACAUUCUUGGCUAGAUCAAGAUGACAUCUGACAACUGGUCAGUGUGCCUGCAGCAUCAACACACAGAAGUGGUGUUGGACCAGUUUGCCAUUGACACAAUAAUUCACAAUAGUGCAUGUGUGGCCCGGUACAUACAGAAUAAAUAUCAAAAGCCAAUGGCAUCUAUAGGACCUUCAGAUGGAGUUUUUUUUUUAUCAAGGGCUCUCAUCAGUCUGAAGAUGGGAUCAGGCUCCUGAAGUGCACUUUGUUCUCUCAUUUCUUCUCUCUUCAUUUUUCCAUUGAAAAGGUAUUUUGCAAGUUUUCAACUUAAGUAUUUCUCAGGGAGUUUCACUUUAUUUUUCUAAAGUGAAAAUGCAAAGCGGAGAAAAGGAAAGUAUUAAUGGAGAAAAGUAUUGUCAUUUCAGAAACUGCAUACUUGUAGAUGCCCUUGUUUCUAAGGGUCUUUUUCUUGCCAGUUUUUAAUUCACAUAAGUAAAUAACUCUCACACUAAUAGAAUGGGUGCACUGAUUCCUACGGGGCUACACAAGAGGUGGGAGAAUCACAAACCAGAUAAAAAGUUGGAAAUUUGCAGAAACUUCAUGUCAUUUUUCUUAAUUUGGCAUCCAGUUAAGUAGGGAAAUGGCAGCAUAUGAAGUUGUGCAGACAUAUCCUUAAGUAAUUUAAUUUCAUUUUGCAUCAUAAGAUCUAUUUAAAUAUCAAAAAGAGCCAACUUUCAGUUAUAUUUAUGUGAUUCCUAAAUGGGGAACUGUAAAGGCAGAAAUAAAAUGGAGGUAUGUCUCAUGGAGUUAUGAUUCAUUCUCAGGAAAUCAUCUAAAUCUUUGCCUAUUACUUCAUUAUCUACAAAUUGAAUACCCAUAUUCAGAAUAGUAACUAUUUGAAUCUUCUUGGGGAAAUCCUUUUGGCUUCUAGUCCCUUUCACUUUGGAAUAAUGUUUAUUUUUUUUCUUGGUCAUGUCAGUUGUGAAAUCGGACAUUAUAAAUUCUGUUUUACCACUGACUUUAUUAGCAAUGCUAGUGUUUCUUAAACAGACAUGUAUGAGGGCUCCCAUCCUGCUUCUGGUUAAUGGAAAGCUUUGGCAGAAUAAAAGUAGAAUAAAGUGUUGUGCAAGUGCCAUUCAAAUGAGUCUUUUUGUACCUCUUUCAUUCAUUUCAACUGAGUGCACAGAAAACUUGAUGGUAAGUUGUGCCUUUUGAUAAGAUUAGUUUGGAAGGAAUAGGAAAUGUCUGCUGUUUGUAAAAUUGUUUCAUAGAAGCAUCAUAGUUGUGAUGAGGGCUUUUUUAAUUUGGAUUUUUUUAAAAAGACAAUAUAUAUAUGUAUAUAUUGAAAUAAAAGAGGUGUGGUGGAAGACGUAUGUAUGUAUGUAACUGUUACUUUUGCCAAACAGAGUUAUUAAACAUAUAUAUUUUCUCACUU
Messenger RNA from Pantherophis guttatus, 5884 nucleotides. RefSeq names its product dual specificity phosphatase 10 (gene DUSP10). Gene Ontology annotation, molecular function: MAP kinase tyrosine/serine/threonine phosphatase activity; MAP kinase tyrosine phosphatase activity; protein tyrosine/threonine phosphatase activity. The record is from RefSeq and is a predicted model, not a curated record. Lineage: Eukaryota; Metazoa; Chordata; Lepidosauria; Squamata; Colubridae. Gene Ontology annotation, cellular component: cytoplasm; cytosol. Gene Ontology annotation, biological process: peptidyl-tyrosine dephosphorylation; negative regulation of JUN kinase activity.